This is a messenger RNA of Mesorhabditis spiculigera, 987 nucleotides long. The record is from the annotation of a GenBank genome assembly. NCBI's taxonomy places the organism in Eukaryota, Metazoa, Nematoda, Chromadorea, Rhabditida, Rhabditidae.
AUGCAACUCCUCCUCAUCUCGCUGCUGGCCACGGUCGCCCUGGCCCAAUAUGGUCCGCCGCCCGGCGAGACGAGAAUAAACGCCCGGUAUUUCCCGACGAACGGCGAGCUGGCCGAGGCGCCGCUGGCCGCCCAGCAGGCCAUGCUACAGACGACGGAGGGACCACGGUUUGCCGCGUCGCAAGACAGCGAAACGGGGAUCGAGGCCGUCGAUAGGAAAGGAGCUUCAUCCUCUUCCUUUCGCGGCUCCUCCUCCCCCUACCUCGGCCUCCAGAAUGACCACCACCGUCAUGCCGAAGACGACGUCGAGCAACCGGAAAGGGCCGCUGGAGCGCCGGCAACAGCGCCGCUUUCUGCGCAUAUUUCUCGAGUCCAUACUCAGCCGGAGGACGAGGUCGAAGAGGUGCUGGAAGAGCUGAAGGAAAAGGAGAAGCCCACCCCGGCCUGGCUGCGCCGCUUCCACAAGUGGAAACGCGAGCUGGAGGAGACCCCCGUUUCCGGGGAGGCCGAGUUCCUAGCCGAGCGCGAGAAAGAGCUCAAGAAGGUCAAGGCCCCGGAAAUUGUCUCGGCUUACGGACUUCCGCCUGCUCCUGAAAAACCGGAAUUCAGUGCGCAAAAGGACCACUCUGGAUACUCGUCGAGCUCGGCGGAGGCGAAGAUCAGCGACGAGGCUCUGGCGAAGAAUAAGGAGGAGGAGAUUGUUCUCGAACAUCUGGUAGAUGAACUGAAGGAGAAGGAGAAGGUCGAGAAGGCCGAAGAGGUCGGGGAGGGGGAAAAGAAGGAGCAGAAGAUGAAGCUCGUCGAUGGGGACAGUCAGCGUGGAGGACAAGUUGACUCGAGCUUCAGCAACGAUCAGGAAUGCCAGAAAGUGCAGGAGAUGGGACCACAAAUGUCGGGUCUCGGACCGUACGGCUCGGCGUUGAAUGGCGGCGGAAUGGGAGGACUUGGCCUCGGCUCCGGCCUCUCCCCCUACGGUUUGACGAGAAAA